This is a messenger RNA of Magallana angulata, 591 nucleotides long. RefSeq lists its product as uncharacterized. The record is from RefSeq and is a predicted model, not a curated record. Bases 1 to 591 code for a protein of 196 amino acids. Gene Ontology annotation, molecular function: protein dimerization activity. Lineage: Eukaryota; Metazoa; Mollusca; Bivalvia; Ostreida; Ostreidae. The transcript has 3 exons.
AUGUCCUGUAGAACAAAAUUUGAAAGUUUGAAAAAGAAAUUUAUUGAUGCUGUAAUCGAAAAUAUUAAUCAGAGGGUCCCAGAAACUGAUUUUCUCCGGUACAUGUCUGUGUUAGCUCGCAGACCAAUCAGCUUUCUGGAUGAUACGGAAUUAGCUCUGUGGGGAAAUGAAGAGGUACAAAAACUCGCUAUCUUCUACGGUUCAGACCAGUGCCAUUUGUACAAGGACCCAGAUACCAAUGAGAUGGUUACUGUAACUUCUGAGGCUAUAGUCAAUACUGAAGCAACCAUGACGGAAUGGAUGACUCUGAAACGAGUGGUCAAAGCACAACAAUACCCUCGAUCCUCAAUGGCCUUACUAUGGAAUCUUAUAUGUCAGUAUCACUCUGAAGAGUUUCCAAACAUGCAAAAGCUGGCUGGAUUAGCACUUUGUCAUCCUAUCCAUACUGCUGAUUGCGAGAGGUCAUUUAGCUCUCAAAAUCUUAUAACCAUGAAAUUGAGAUGCCGUCUCUCAGGAGAGCAUGUGGACGAGUUAAUGAGAGUUAUGAUUGAAGGCACACUGAUACAGAGUUUGAUUUUAAUAGGGCUUUAA